Molecule: messenger RNA, 1192 nt
Organism: Vicia villosa (hairy vetch)
Lineage: Eukaryota; Viridiplantae; Streptophyta; Magnoliopsida; Fabales; Fabaceae
Exons: 1
Coding region: 139-822 (227 amino acids)
Cellular component (GO): plasma membrane
Source: RefSeq, a predicted model, not a curated record
UAUCAUAAUCAUAAUCAACCCUUUGAAAAUUCUCUCACAUGUCACAUAAUAAUGAAUCAUACCCAAAAAAACAAACUAUAAUAGUAUAUGUAAGUGACAAAAUAACCAUAACAAAAGCACAAAAAAAAUCAAAGAAAAAUGGCUCAUACACACAGAGAACAAUUCAAACCCAUAGCACCAAAUUUCAUAUCAUUAUCAACUCAUUACAGAAGCCCUAGUGCAGAAAACCAGCACCAUAAUUUAUCAGAACACAAAACCAAAACCCUAAAAAAGUGUGCCAUAUGGUGUGGAUGCAUCACUGCAAUUCUGUUAUUACUCUUUGUAAUACUCAUAGUCCUAGCUUUCACAGUCUACAACGUUAAAGAUCCUGAAGUGAGAAUGAACGGAGUUACAUUAAUCAACGGAACCUUCACCGGUACCAACGCAACUAAUAUCGUUACGAUUCUCGCUGAUAUGUCUGUGAAGAACACAAACUCAUUUACUUUCAGGUAUGGAGAAGUUAACACAACUGUUUAUUACGAUGGAACUGAGAUCGGAAGAGGUGUAACGCCGCCGGGGAAAGCGAAAGCGCAGAGAACGGGGAGGUUUAACGUGACGCUGGAGAUUAUGGCGAAGAGGCUUGUGGAUAAACCGGAAUGGAUUGUGGAUAUUAGAGAUCAAGGUUUGAAUUUUAGCACUUAUACGAAGAUGAGUGGGAAGGUGAAAAUAUUGAAUUUGAUUAAGAGGAAGGUUGGGGUUGAGUUGAAUUGUACUAGUCAAUAUAAUAUUACUACUCGUUUGAUCACACGUGGUGAUAAUUGUGUUGGGUUUGUAAGUAUUUAGAUUUUAGUUACUUAUGGAUUCAAUUCUGGUGAUUAGUAUUUGUGAGAACUUCAUUAUUGACAAAGACAAUAGCACAGAAGAGGAUUGCAGAUUCGAAGUUGCGAUUGAUCUUAGUUGCUAAGAUACACUUGACACGACAAUAUUUGGGACAUCUUGUAUCAUAUACAUCAUUUGAUCAUUGUUAUAAAGAAAAAUUUAUGAUUUAGGUUCAUUUAGUAAUUAUAAUCUAAAGAGUAAAUUUCUAAUUAUAACAGUGACUAAAGUGUUAGCUUGAGAUUUUGGACUCUGCCUUUGUUUGGGUGUACGUUUGAAGAGCCUUUCUCACGUCCCAAUGCAUUUUAGAUGUGAAAAUGGAGAUGUUACAUUAAAA